CCAAAAAUCUUUUUGGCGCGUUAUUCAUUCCUCCCUCUUAUUUCAAUUGCAAUCCCUAACUUUCUCUUACUUCACAUAUCAGGAACUUUACCACUGCAUCUCACUUCAGCAGAAUCUCUCCCUUUCUCUCUAUAGCCUUCAAUCUCUCCUGCUUUUGAAUAGAUCUAGUCGACGACUGGAAUUCUUCCUUAUCAGGGCAAGCACCUUCGGUAAUGUCCACAUCACAACGGUGAUAUAAAUAAUUGUUCUACUUUCAUCAAAUGGAGUUACGGAGUUGUAAUCAUUUACAUUUUAUCUGGGUUGCUAAAGAUGGUUUGGCAACAAAAGCCCUGAAUGUCUACCGUGGAAGGCCAGCACUCAAGUUCAAGAAGGUCAAAGAUCUAUAUGGAACUGAGGAUGCAAAAACCUUUAAUCCAUUGCCAGUGUUUAGACCAAAAGUUGAGUUUGAAUAUGACGAGGCAGAAAGUCUGCAUACACUUGCAGGAGAAAGAACAAUAAAAGUUGAUGGUGAGACAUCAGAGUCUAACAUCAAAGGUAUCGAUGUUGGAGAAAGGGAAAUAGAUGAUCAUAACUUUGGCAAUAUGACACUGAAACAAAUUAAAGAGAGAUGUAAGGAAAAGAGAAGGAACGCUUCCAGAUAUGUUGGUUUGAGUAAAGAAACUACUGAAACUUGUUCCCUUGGAAAAGGGAACCAUUUUAACUCACAGUCUGAGGAAGAUGAGUAUGAUAUGAUGGAGCCACUCAGCUGUUGGAAAUCCAGAAUUCUAAACAAGAUGAAGACCGUGAGAAAGGGCAGAAACAGAAGUGUUGUUUCAUCUCAAAAAGCCAUAUCUAUUGUGAAGCAUGAGGAAAUCACCAGUCAUGAAGUCAUCUUUCAAUCUAAUGAAAAUUUGCCUGCACCUACUGACGUUAAAGUUGAGGUUUCUGAGCUUACUUCAAAUUGCAAAGAUAUGAUCAUCACUGCUGCAAAUUCCUCUUUCAACUGUAAUAAGCCAGAGACCUGUUGUGGAGAGGAGCCUACUGAAGAGUAUGAGGCAGUUAAUAAUUAUAGUCUGGAGGCUGGAUCGUCAAUGAGAACCAGUGAAGUGCCCGAUACAGCUAAUGGCUCUGUUUCUGAAACUGGGAUAUCUGUGAUAACCAGUGAAGAGUUGACAACUAAUGCUUGUGGUUUUGAGACUCAGAUGCCAACUUUCUUUAGCAAUGAGCCUCAAUACUGUGGUACUAAUGAAGAAUACUAUGAAUAUUUGGAGCAUGAGGAUCCUGAAUCAAUUCCCAAUGUAAAAUCCUCAGGUGGGGAGCCUCAAUACUGUGCUACUAAUGAAGAAUACUAUGAAUAUUUGGAGCAUGAGGAUCCUGAAUCAAUUCCCAAUGUAAAAUCCUCAGGUGGGGAGCUACUGAUGGAGGAUACUGCAGAAGUGAUCAGUAAUAAGUUUUCAGAUUUUUCUCUAUCAGAGGCAAAGGAAGAAGUUGCUUUCGUAGAUCAACAUCCCAAAAAUGACUCCCCUGAAACAGUUUCUCUAAGUGAGGUUUACAUACCUGUGUUGCACCCUGAAACUUUACCUUGUGUGCAUGAGAGCUCAUGGAAGCUUAGCAGUGGCAUCCAGGUUCAAGUACUUGAUGUCCCCAUUAAUAAUAGCCCUCAAGGCGUGGAGCUUAGCAAAAGAAAUGAUUCAUGCCUCCCCCAUGAUGAAACUAAAGAUGAUACACUUCAUGUUGGAGCCAGUGUCAUAAGCAACCCUGGCAGAGAAUGUAGUGCAUUUUGGAAUGCAAGUUUACAUUCAAGUACAAAAGGCAGUUUAGAUUCUAUCCUUGAUGAUUCUCCUAUAGACGAGAAAAUGCGAGCACCAUUAACCGCUCGUGUUGAUUCAAGCAGAAGCUGUUCUACAGUGAUCCAAUUAUCUAUUGAUGAGCCUGUGUUAUCCGAAAGGGUGGAGGAUUGUCAUCAUUCAAAGAUGCAACAUCCUCCUGAAAGGCUCUUCUCAACUAGAAUGGCCAUCUCUCCAACUUCUCAGAAAAGGCUACGUGAAGCUAUGGUGUCCACUGAAUUAGAUGAUGAGCAAUACUACAGAUAUGCAAGGAAGCUGUGCUAUAGAAAACAGAAUGAGAAUAAGAAUGGUAGACUUGAAGUGUCCAGUCAAAUCAAGAGAGCUGAAGUUAUCAUUAGCCCUAAGAAAGUUGUUAGGAAACCAAAGGCAGGUAACAAUGGUUUCCAUCAAAAUGACAUUCUUAAGGUUCCUCAUCCAUCUUGUGCUGUACAAGGUUCUAGCACUGGGCGCACCUCUGUCCGAAGUUCUUCAGAGAGUGCCAUUUUAUUCUCACAGCAACAGAUGCGAGACAUUGAAUCUGUUGCAACUAAACUUGCAAAAGAGUUACAAUUCAUGAAGUACAUAGUUGAAGAAACAUUGCAGUCCAAUGUCUAUCCUGCUACAUCCUGGAAAUAUAGUGCAGAUGAGAUGAGACUAGCCGUACAAAAUGCAACAAGAGUUGAAGAAAGUGCAAGAAGAUCUCUUUCUGUAAUGGCAAGGGACUGCAACCGUUUUUGUAAAAUCAUGAAAUUGGCUGAGAAAGGUUCUGCUGCUUCCCAAAAUGGAUUAUGCAAGAAGAGGAAGAUUGUUUUUGCUGAUGAGGCUGGUGGAAAGCUAUGUGAUGUCAAGACUUUUGAGGAUGACAAUGGCUUCGCUUAUGAAGCCUACGACAGAGAAAAUGGCAACCCUUGAUUAAGCAAGGGAUGGAGAUCCCGCUUGCUGUUCAAUUGUACAUUUAAUUAUGGUGUUCAAGUGCCAAGUUGAUGCUCAAAAUAGAGGGAUAAAAUCUAUGGGGUUGUCGAGGCAUAUGUAGACCAUGGAUUUAAUCGUGGCUGUAGGAGACAUUUAUAUACCUGCUAACGCCCAUAAUGUAAUGGUAUCACUGUGUAGAUUCUUUUAAAAAUAAUUUGUAAAAUUCAUUAAAUAAAUAGAUUUUUAAAAAUAUAAUUAAGAUA
This is a messenger RNA of Manihot esculenta (cassava), 2980 nucleotides long. RefSeq lists its product as uncharacterized. NCBI's taxonomy places the organism in Eukaryota, Viridiplantae, Streptophyta, Magnoliopsida, Malpighiales, Euphorbiaceae. The transcript has 6 exons. The record is from RefSeq and is a predicted model, not a curated record. Bases 261 to 2717 code for a protein of 818 amino acids.